Molecule: messenger RNA, 2467 nt
Organism: Malurus melanocephalus (red-backed fairy wren)
Lineage: Eukaryota; Metazoa; Chordata; Aves; Passeriformes; Maluridae
Gene: NHLRC1
Product: NHL repeat containing E3 ubiquitin protein ligase 1
Exons: 2
Coding region: 38-1198 (386 amino acids)
Biological process (GO): protein polyubiquitination; negative regulation of translation; proteasome-mediated ubiquitin-dependent protein catabolic process
Molecular function (GO): protein binding; ubiquitin protein ligase activity; translation repressor activity
Source: RefSeq, a predicted model, not a curated record
CCGGUGCCGGGGAUCAGACCGCUCUCCUCAGACGGGGAUGGCGGCGGAGGACGAGGCGGAGCUGAGCCUGCUGGAGUGCCGGGUGUGCUUCGAGCCGUACGGCCCCGAAGAGCAGCGGCGGCCGCUCAACCUGCCCUGCGGGCACGUCCUGUGCCGGGGCUGCGUGGGUGCCCUGGCCGGCGCCGAGCGCCGGAGGCUGGAGUGUCCCUUCUGCCGGCGGCCCUGCGGCCCCGCCGAGACCAGCGAGUGCCGCCCGCUGCUGCAGCUGCUGGAGCUCCUGGGCCCCGCCGGCGGCGGCCUCGCCUCGGCCCUGGGCAGGAGCGCCGGAGGGGCGGUGGCGCCGGUCCCCGCGGGGCUCGGGCUGCGGCUGUGCGUGGGGGGCUGGGGGUCGCUGCUGAACCCCACCGGGGUGGCGGCCUGCCGCGGGUCGGGCCGCCUGGCAGUGGCACACGACGGCAGGAAGAGGAUCCACAUCUUGGGGCCGAGCGGCUUCUGCCUGCGGCGGUUCGGGGAGCGGGGGGACGCGGGCAAUGACAUCAARUAUCCGCUCGAUGUGACGGUCACGUCGGACGGGCAUGUGGUGGUCACCGACGGCGGGGACUGCUCCGUGAAGGCCUUCGAUUUUGAGGGAAGGGGAGUCCUGGCUGUCCGGGAAGGCUUCUGUUUGCCCUGGGGCUUGGAUGCCACCCCCRAGAGCGAAGUAAUCCUGACCGACGCGGAGGCAGGUGCGCUGUACCGCUUGACGGCCGACUUCCAAAGGGGSGAAUUAAAGAAGUGCCAGAUGAUCCGGUCCCGGCUUGUCAGCCCCAGAGCGGUCGCAGUCUGCCAGACCUCGGGUGCUGUCGUGGUAAUAGAGCACCUUAAAGCUCGAGGAGCGAACAAGGGUAGCACCCGCCUUAAGAUAUUCAGUGCGGAGAUGGAGCUCAUCGGUCAGAUGGACAGCUUCGGUCUGAACCUCCUUUUCCUCUCCAGAAUAUAUGCUACCGCUGUGGCCUUUGACAAAGAAGGUCGUGUUAUAGUAACGGAUGUCUGCAGCCAGUCUGUAAUAUGCCUAGGGAAACCKGAGGAAUUUCCCAUCUUUAAUCCUCUAAUUAGCCACGGACUUUCUUAUCCUGUCGGACUGGCUUACAUGGCAAAUGAUUCCCUCGUCGUUUUAGACAGCGGUGAUCAUUCAAUAAAAAUAUAUAGCUCUACCUGAAUGGGCUUAGAUGCUUACUGCGGCAGGCUCAAGCUGCUUUUGGCCAUAAAGCAUGUGGAGUUCUGGUGUUUGGAGGCGUGGAGGGAGGAGGUGGUUUCUGGGCUAUGAGUGAAAUAACCCUCCGACCAACUUGCCGUGCUUCCUGCAGAAUUUGUAUGGAAUCUCUUGCCUACCUGUGGGAGAGGACCUGGCUGUAGCUGCCUGUAUUGCCUGCCAGCAAUAAAUCAACCAAACAAAUAAUUUGGCAUUUUAAAACUAUUCCGUGCCUUGACAACCAAAUGUUUUUGGUUCUUUUUUGGCGAGUAAUCAAAGACCAGCACCUGUGACAGUAAUGUGUCAUUUAUUUACAUUUCCCAGCACAUGAUUUUCACUGUUCUUAAUUAAGUACAGAUAGCACUCCUGAGGAUGACAGAACUGUUUCCAGGAAUUGUGCACAAGGAAGGAGAYUGCCUUGACAGAAUGACAGGAGAACUGGAAGCCUCUGUUCAAGGUUGCCUAAAUCUGGCUAAGAUCAUUGUGAUGGAGGAGCUACCACUGAAGACCUUCUCUACUGCCAGGUCAAACAGCAAGUGCCUCUGGGAGAACCAGAAAACAUCCUUGGCUGUUGUGCAGCAGGAGCUGUGCAGCCCUGAGCAGGAGCCCAGUUGGAAGGUAGGGAAAGAMAUUUACUCAGAGAAGCAGACCCCUGGAUUAUAUAUUCCUUUCUAGAUGCCAAGGAAACGCYUGUCUUUGAUGAAAUCAAUUAGAUAACACUUCCUUUGGGGGACUGCUGUGUGUCAAAAUGCAUGCAAKGCCAUCAAUGCUGUAUUCAUACAUAAUUAACACUUUGUCACAGUAGCUUUUCCUCUGAACCAGGGGCUGUGAGCUUUCAUCUCCUCAAAUCUUUGUGUGCUCCAGGAGCUUGAUUUUGCUGCUGAACUCAUGGAUGGGCAAAUUUCCUACGACCUACUGCCAUGUAGGCAACUUUCCAGCAGUUGAAAUGCUGUUUUUUAAACAUUUGACUCAUACUGUUUUAAAAUCUACAAAAACUCCCAUUGUUGCUCAUUCUGCUCCUAUCUCCUUUGGUAAAUAGAAAUAAUUCAAUUUUGGGAUUUGUAAGCAAAACAAACUAUUGGGAUUUUAUUCUACCUAAAAGAAUUUUAAUUCUUUUUCCUUUUUUGGCCAUGUGCCAUGUCCUGCAGCCUUUGCUUYACCUACCUACUGAAAGCAAAUGUAGGCUUUUUCUGUGAACAAUGCAACUGUUUUCCUUUUACUGUACAGCUUGGGUCC